Sciurus carolinensis (gray squirrel) is the source of this 3205-nucleotide messenger RNA. RefSeq names its product family with sequence similarity 83 member E (gene Sack1e). The record is from RefSeq and is a predicted model, not a curated record. The transcript has 5 exons. The coding region runs from base 1234 to 2721 and encodes 495 amino acids. NCBI's taxonomy places the organism in Eukaryota, Metazoa, Chordata, Mammalia, Rodentia, Sciuridae.
AGGCCCGGAAGAACAGGAGUGAAAAGCAGGACUCUCGGCCCUGGUAUUCUGAGAAGGCAAGAGAUGGGAGGAAAGGGGAAGAAGGCCGACUAUUCCUCUGCAGGACCCCUGGCUGUGGUCUAGAGAAAAGCAGUCCCAGGGAUUGCUGGGAUUGAAAGCCAGGGGACUGGUUUGCAGACUGGGAGAAUCGGGGAGGGAGAUAGGAUAGAGUUUGAUCUGUAUCCAGGAAGAAGUAGAACUCGGGCAGAAGUCCAUGCAAGGCUCAGCUGGGUAGGUCUCAGCGUUGAUCAGCGGGUGGAGACAGCUCUGGGGCCAGGGCACCUGUGGUGGCAGCCAGCCUGAGGAGCUGCCUCAAACAGAUGGGCUGUCAAGGUCACGGGCAGGUCUCAAAGUGUCUCACUCCCAACUGCAGCAGCCUCAGGAAGGGGUUUGGGGGUCCAGGGAGCACAGUGUCCCCUGUUGUAGGGAGGAGACUGACUGGUUCCCCAGGGAAAGGGGUGAUGCCUAGACUUGGCUGAAGUGCAUUCCUCCAAGGCUGGGAGGCCUCCGGAAUAACUGGUGAGCACUGGUGAGCCAGCCGACUGAUGGACCAGAGAAACGCCCAGGCAGACAGAUUGGACCGGGGGCAGCUGGGAGCUCCACCUGCUGACAGGUAUCAAGACCGCCAGUCACGCCGUUGGUGUCUGUCAAACAGCCAGGGGGUCGGUCGGAUACGCUGUUGGCCGGAUCACACUGGCAACCCACUGUACCAUUGGUUAGUGAGAUUGGGUGGUCAGGCACAGGCGGACAACCUGUUGUCUGGAAAUGGUCAGGCAGUUAGCCACACCUUCAACCAAGGCAAUUGGUUGGUUGGGCAUUUUGUGGCCGGCGGGCUGGAGGUUGUGUGGUCCAGCAGAGAGGCCUGCUGAUGGCCUCCUGAUGCCAGGUGGCCAUCCUGACCAUCAAUAGCUGGUGGGAAGUUCAGAGAAGACCAGGGGGCACAGUGUUGGCUACCAGCAGGCAGGUCAUUGUUCUCAGCAGCCUGAGACGUCAGGUAAUCAGUUCUUCGGACAGUCUGAUUGUGGGGACUGACCCAGGGGCAGCCUCAGAGAGCGGUGGGGACAUUUGCAGCACUGCCCUGGAGGCCUCGGAGGGCCUCAGUCUGCCUGUCAGGAGAUCCCAGAUGGUCAGCCCUCCAAAGGCAGCCAGACCCUCAGGGAUCCAGCCUCACACGCGUCCUACCCACUGGCCCCGAUGGCGGCCUCCCAGCUGGCAGCACUGGAAGGAGUGGGAGCAGAGGCCGGGGAGCUGCCCCUGAGCGAGGCCAGCCCCGGCCUCCUGUACUCUGAGGGCGAGCGACUGGCGCUGGAAGCCCUGCUGAGCAGGGGGACAGAGGCCUUCCAGGCCUGCGUGCGGCGGGAGGGGCUGCGGCCCUUCCUGAGUGGGGAUGAGGUCCAGGGCUUGGCCGCGGCAGCUGAAGACUGGACAGUAGCCAAGCAGGAGCCUGGUGGCCCAGCAGAAAGAGCCACCAUCACCGAUGGGGAUGUGGGCAGUGUGACCUACUGGCCUGGGCAGUCAGAGGAGCCAGCGCCCCUGCUGCGACUGGGCUGGCCGGAGGACACUUCCUGGAAGGGCAUCACCCGAGCCCAGCUGUACACCCAGCCACCCAGCGAGGGCCACCCACCUCUCAAGGAGCUGGUGCGCCGGGAAAUCCAAGCUGCCCACAAGCUGGUGGCCGUGGUCAUGGACGUCUUCACUGACCCGGAUCUGCUUUCGGACUUGGUGGAUGCCACCUCACGCCGCUGGGUGCCUGUCUACCUGCUCCUGGACCACCAGCAGCUGCCUGCCUUCCUGGCACUGGCCCAGCAGCUGGGGGUGAACCCCUGGGCCACAGAGAACUUGGAUGUCCGCACUGUGCGGGGCUGCACUUUCCAGAGCCGCUGGCGACGGCAGGUGAGCGGCAACGUGCGUGAGAAGUUUGUGCUCCUGGACGGGGACAGGGUGCUCUCGGGAUCCUACAGCUUCACGUGGAGUGAUGCCCGCCUGCACCGUGGUCUGAUGACCCUGCUGACCGGAGAGAUCGUUGACGCCUUCAGCCGUGAGUUCCGGACACUGUAUGCAGCCUCAUGGCCGCUCCCGUCCAUGCCUGCCCAGGGUCCCCUGGUCGGCGUCCUGGGGGACCUGCAGCUGGCCCGCAGCCCACACCGUGUGGCUCACCGCUGCCCUGUAGCCCCUGUGUCACCGCUGCCACCCGAUGGCCCACUGGCCCACCGCCUGGCUGCCUGCCGCAUCCUCGAGGGGGACAGGCGGGAGUCCCCUGCCCCACCAGGGCCCGCGCUCAGCGACAUCCUGAGAAGCGUACAGCGUGCCCGGACGGCCAGUGGCCCCCCAACUCGGCCCAGCCGCUCCCUGUGGGACCUGAGCCGCCUGUCCCAGAUGUCAGGCUCCAGUGAUGGUGACAGUGAGCUCAAGAAGUCCUGGGGCUCCAAGGACACUCCUGCCAAGGCCCUGAUGAGGCAGCGGGGCACAGGAGGGGGCCCGUGGGGUGAGGCAGACACCCGCCCAUUGGCCUGGUCCCAGCCCUGGGGCGGCCCCCUGCCCCUGGUUCCUGCCCGUCGCCUCCGCUAUCUGUCCCCAACCCAAAGGAGGUUUGGUGAGGAUGCUGCAUCCAAGCUCCCAGAAUCCAGAGGUGUCCCACAGCUGGACUGGGCCUCUCGCUCAGGACUUGGGGGGCGACCCUGACAGGAGCUCAGACAAAUGUGGUCUGGCCCUCCUGCGUGCCAGCUCGGAGCCCUGCCUUGAUGCUGCACUUCAGACAAGGCCCCUGGCUCAGGGUCUGGGCAGUGCGGGGGAUUCCACUUGUUCUGGAACCAAGAAACCCAAUGCCUGCUCUCGGCCUCAGUGUCAGUCAGGCAAAUAGAUCCUAGACCCCUGCACGUGCUGUUCAGCCAGGACAGGACUUCUCUGGAAGAGGCCGACUGAGUAGCCCCUGUGGGAUUUGUGGGAUGUGGCUGAGGAGUCCCUGGGACACUCCCUCCCUCUGGCACUCAGAAGGGACUGGAGGGCAGGGAGAAGAGGGAGGACAACAAUGGGCUGGAAAGUCCUGGCUUCACAGUUGCUGGGGAGGGGUCACUGCCGGGCCUGGGCAGGCGCUGGGACCUUUGGAGAGCACCAAGGCAGUGGAUGCUCUAGCUCCCCGACUUUGGCUCGGAAUAAAACUCCUUCA